AUGCAACUUGAACCACCAUUCAACAUGCUCAUAGUAGGAAUGACAGGAAGUGGUAAAACUCAGUUCUUACUAAAUAUGUUAGAAACGGAAUACAAUAAAGUUUUUGAUUACAUUGUUAUUAUAUGUCCAACAAUAGAAUGGAAUACGACUUACAUUAAUUGGACUCAUAUUAGUGAUCACGGAGUCAUACAAAUUCCAUGUUCACAAGAAAUGAUCAAUCUAGUUCUGAAGGCAGUGUCCACCAUAUUUCGUGGAACUCAAACUCUCAUCAUUGUGGAUGAUUGUGCAGCAAGUCAAGAUGUAAAGAAAAGAGUCUCAGAACUGGUGCGACUAGCUUUCUCUGCAAGACAUUACAACUUAUCUGUUAUUGUGAUUACCCAACAACUGUCCUCAGUAGCAAAACCAUUCGGUGCAAUUGAUAAGACCGCAAGUUUUAUAAGAAAGUCCAACAAGGAUGUUGUGGACAAACUUUCCAAUGAGUAUGAAAGUCAGAGGAUGUCAUUCGCAAGUGACUUCUUAUCAACACUUAUAAUUUCAAAGUUUGCUUCUGUAUUAGGGAGUUUCGGUGCAGUGGAAUCUUCAGAGAAACUGUCAGAUGAACUACUUAGUGAUAAACUUUUAAAGGAUGACGUAUCAUAUCUAACUAGAAUGAUAUCCCCCAACAUUCCAUUCAUAGGUUUAAUAUCAGGUGGUUGUACCACAGCAAAGCACGUUGUUGCUCACAAGUGGAAAAAGAAGGAGAAGCCUGAGGAGAUAUCGGAGGAAGCAAAACAUAUCCUAUUACAUAGUGAAGAAGAAUGUCGCAGUACGACUGGGGAAACGCCUGGGAUGGAACAGAAUUCGAAUCAAUAA
Paramuricea clavata is the source of this 852-nucleotide messenger RNA. NCBI's taxonomy places the organism in Eukaryota, Metazoa, Cnidaria, Anthozoa, Malacalcyonacea, Plexauridae. The record is from the annotation of a GenBank genome assembly.